This is a messenger RNA of Anthostomella pinea, 1320 nucleotides long. Lineage: Eukaryota; Fungi; Ascomycota; Sordariomycetes; Xylariales; Xylariaceae. The record is from the annotation of a GenBank genome assembly.
AUGACAGCGACCGAAUACUCAGACACCGAGCUGCUGACCGAGCACCUCGGGUAUGCUCCAGUUAGCAUCAUCGACGACAUAAUCAACGCCGCGAACUUCCAAGCCACGCGAGCCCUCAACAGCAUCGAGUCCCACCUCCUCGCCCAGCCCCCCAAGAACCUCGGCUUCAAGCUCUCCUCCAGGAAUCCCAAGCACAACUCCCAAGAUGCCGCCGCCGUCGCCGCAGCAGCUGCGCAGGAGGAGAAGCAGGCCUUCGAGGAGCGCACCAAGAUGGAGAUCGAGGCCGGCACGCACCAGCUCGAGACCCUGCUGUGCGCCAGCAUCGACCGCAACUUCGACAAGUUCGAGAUCUACGUGCUGCGCAACAUCCUGACGGUGCGCCCGCCCGCCGUGCGCGGUUGGAUGCGCCUGUCGCACUACGAGGGCCUGGACUUUUCUUCCUCCUUGGCCUCGCCUUCUGCCGGAGGAGGAGGAGGAGGAGGAGGAGGAGGCAGCAGCAGCAACGCCAACGACACCACCAAGAAUGACGCGCCCAGCCUCGACUCCAUCAACCACCUCCGCCGCAAGCUGCGCGAGAGCAUGCGCCUCAACACGCUGCUGACGCGCGAACACACACAAAACGAGCACAUGCUCGAAAAACUACACAGCCUCGUCGGCGCCCCCGGGUCCGCCGGCACCGUCAAGACCGAGUCCGUGUCGCCGCACCACCACCACAAUACCACGGAAUCGCUUGUACCAAAACAGGGCAGCGCGACGAAAACAGAGAAAGAAGACACCACCAGCAGCAGCAGUCCCUUCGCCUUCCUCCACCAAAAGGGCGACACUCUCACAGGCGGCGGCGCCGACGCCCCGCUCGGCACCACGACGGCGUUCACGCUCUCGCAGAUGCAGGCACUGCGCGCGCUGUCGACGUCCCUCUCGAAUAUGACGCCGGACCUGAAAAAAGCCUCCUCUUCUGUGGUGGACGCCGACGGCGACAGCAGCAUGUCUGAUGGCGUGCAGCAGCGCAAGAGCUGGCGCAGGGAGCGUCUGGAGUACGUCGAGGGCGCGACGCGCCGCCACCUCGAGACGGUGCAGGGCCUGGAGCUGGGCCGCGAUGGCGAGGUCCGCGACGGGGAGUGGCAGGGCGAGGGGCGGAACCUGGCCCGCGGCGAGGUGGAGGGGCUGGAGAGGGUGGUAGCUAUUUUAGGGGGGAGUGGUGGCGGUGGCGGUAAUGGUCAUAAUCAAGUCAAUGAGAAUGAGAAUGGAAAUGGUGACGCCGUUGCUGCUGAGCUGGCGGGAGGGUUGUCGCCUGUGAGGGAGCAGAUGGAUGAGUCGUGA